Messenger RNA from Tilletiopsis washingtonensis, 5654 nucleotides. RefSeq lists its product as hypothetical. Gene Ontology annotation, molecular function: guanyl-nucleotide exchange factor activity. The transcript has 2 exons. The record is from RefSeq and is a predicted model, not a curated record. Bases 413 to 5356 code for a protein of 1647 amino acids. NCBI's taxonomy places the organism in Eukaryota, Fungi, Basidiomycota, Exobasidiomycetes, Entylomatales.
UCUGUGCUCGGCGCUCGCACCUUGUGGCAGGCCUGCUCUAUAUCUGGCUCGCCCGACGUCCUGGGCGUCGCUCCGCCCACGCCCACGCCCUCGGCUUGCGCCCUCUGCCGAAGCUCCACGCCCGCUGCAUCAACACCGACCACUCCUCCUCCCACGCGUCUCCUUGCUUGCACGUUUCGGCCCUUGCUCUCUCUUCCCUCCGUCCACGCACCUCCGUCGCCGCCGCCGAGCCCCUGUCGACCCUCGCGCGCGGCCGCCGCCCAUUGGAACGUUCGUCGCGAGAGCAACUCUCGACGUCCACCGUCCGUGCGCCACGCCGUCUAGCGCGACGCCGCCGCCGAUCCUCCCCACGCUCCUGCAGCGCACCCUGCAGCAGCGUCCCGGCGGCCGGAGCCGCCGCUGAGCUCGUGCCAUGCUCGGAGCCGAGGCCAUGUCGCCGCCUGUGCCGAGCGCCUCGCCGAGUGUCCUCUCCGCAAGUGGCAGCGCCCUGCCCGACGCAGCGGCAGCGCAGCAGCACCAGCCCGCCUCGCCGUCCAGCGACGCCGCCACACCGCGCCUGCCGCUGCGCUCGCUCAGCGCCAUGGCCAGCGCCGCCUCGCUGCUCGACAAGACGCUGCCGGCGCCGCCGCCUGCUGCCGCCGGCUCUCCUCCACACUCCGCGACCCUUCCCUUGGCUGCGUCGAUCGCCAGCCUGAGCUCCGCCGCCACGCCGACUGCAGCGUCCUCUGACGCACGCUCGGCAACACGCAGCGACGAGCACGCGUCGCCCAGCCACGUGCCGCAGGCCAAGGACAUUCCUGGCGUGUCGAAGACCAGCGCCGAGACGCAGCGCUCCGACGCCGUCUCGUCGACAGACUCGUCCUACCGAAGCUCUUCCUCGUCGCGCGGCCCCGCGACGCCUUUCCCGACGACAGCCGGCGUCGCACCCCUCUCGCGGCAAGCCUCGUCGUCUUCGGGUCCCUCGUGGCCGUCGAAGGGAGAGUCCGCGUCCGAGCACGGCGGGCCUGCCGAGCCCGAGGCGAUGAAGCACGCGGCGUCUGGCCUCAGCGCGGCGGGAGCAGCUGCAAGCUCGAGGCACUCGAACGCCACGUCGACCACGGCGUCCUCGCAGCGCACUCGCUCCGACAGCCGCACCAGCAUGCGCAGCCGCACCAGCCGUGCGAGCUCGGCGGCGAGCCAGCACAGCGUGCCGCGCAAGCUCUCUGAUGCUGCUACCGCGGCGCUGGCCGCCGAGCUGCCCGACCCGUCGACGUUUCCCAUUCCCGCGUCCGUCGCGAUGCCGCCGGUGUCGCCGGUGGUUGGUCGGCGCGCGGGUAGCGGCUCGUUUGGCACGCCGGCGCACUCGCAGUGCUCGUCUGAGCACUCGAGUCGCCUCUCGCGCGGCUCGUUCUGGACGGAGAAGAGCAGCCAGCACAGCUCGACGAUGACGAGCCCGGGCAGCUCAUUCCUGCAGUGCGCGGACAGCAGCGUCGAUGUCUCUGUCGACUCGCCGUCAAGCGUACAGAGCGCCGAUGGCGUCGGCCUCGGCAUCACGGCCGACCGCGCCAGGGGCGAGGGCACAGUUGGCCGCUCGCGCCUCGAGUCGGCAGGCGCCGGCACCAAUGACUCGACCCCGCCGGUCUCGCUGUCGCGGCCCUGGGCCCACCACCGCGCGCCGUCGUGGACGCGCCGUCCUCUGCCGCCGCCGCCGACGAGUCAAAGCGCCGAUGCCGUCGCGGCUGAGCAGCCGUCCAGCCCGUCGAGCCCGGGUGCGGUGGGUGCUGAGACGCCCGUCCGACCUGGCCUCACCCGCCUCUUCUCCGAGAACAGCUCGCUGGUGCGUCCGCCUCUGCUGCCGCCGCUGCUGCCGGCGCACGCAGUGCCCGUGCGCAACGAGUCGCGCAACCGCACCAUCUCGGCGCGCUCGCGCAACGGCUCCAAGACAUCGACGACGUCGCAGUCGAGCUCGAGCCGGACCGCCGACGCGCAGUCGCCCAAGGCCUCGCGUGAGACGCAGCGCCGCCCGCACACCGCCACGCUCGCCCAUCGGCCAUCGCUGGCCUUUUCGCACUCCGGCUCGUCGACCAGCGACGUCGAGAUGAUCCGUACGGGCGGCGGCAGCCCCGUGACGCCCAAUGCACCGACGGCGCGCUCGCGCAGCAGCUCUCUGCGACACGCGGCGUCCAGUAUCAAGCUCAGCAGCCGCUCGUCGGACCACAACCUUGCGGCCACGGUCUCGCCACGGACGCCUGCACUGCGCCACGACUCGAAGCGCAGCUUCGGGCCGAUGGAGCAUCUGGCGCUCUUCGACCACGAGCGCGAGCGGCAGGCGCGUGAGCGCAUCGGCCCGUCGGACUACAGCCAGGAGCACGAAGUGGUGCCUCCGAGUGCGGGCAGCACGAGCUCGGGCGGCUUCUACUCGACCUUCCGGCGCUGGCGUGCCGGGUCGAUCACCUCGGAGCGCAGCUUCGGCACGUCGGGACGGCAAGCGCGCGCGACGGAAGACGACGACGACGGCAACAUGUCGGACUCGAGCUCCGACUGCGGCUACACGUACACCGAGCGUGGCAGUGGCGCGGCGUUCGAGCGCGUGCCCGCCUCCCUCGUCGAGCACUUCAAGGAACAGCCACUUGCCUCGCUGUCGGCUCUGCCUGACAACCUGGUCGAAGCGGCUGGUCGGCCCCUGUCGGCCUUCGAGCAUCUGGUGCGACCUUCCACGACGCAUCUCGUGCUGCGUGGCUGCCGUGACGAGCGGCUGGGCAGCUGGCUGCAGCGCACCCUUCCCACAGUCGCGCGCUCGCUGCUGGUCCUCGACGUGGCGAACACCAGCCUGACGGCGCUGCCGAGCACGCUUGGCCUCUGCUCGGCGCUUGAGGAGCUCGACGUUUCUGGCAACCGCAUGGACGCCGGCCUUUCGCCCAUCGUUGGGCAGCUGUUGCGCCUGCGCGUGCUGACCGCCGACGAUAUCGGCGCCUUGAGCCUGCCUCGCGCUCUUGCCGACCUCGCCGACCUGCGCUCGCUGAGCGUGUCGUACAACUACCUCUCGCAUCUGCCCACCUGGCUCCACCGCCUGCCGCUCGAGCGGCUGCGCGUCGACGAGAACCCUUUCCAGGGCGCAUGGGCCAAGGUCGGUGCUACGUUGCUCUCGCCCGGCAAAGGCUUUGUGGUGCCUUCCUCCGCCGUAGCCGGCGCGGCCUCGGCUCCCGCAGAGCAUGCUGCAUUCGUCGGCAGCUACGACGACGGGACGCGCCUCAGCUCACCCGAGGCUCCGCAGUCGGCACCUGCUCAGGGACGCGGAUCUGUCCCUCAAGACGGCACAAUCGGCCGCGCCGCUGCUCGCUCGACGAAGGCUGAAGCGUCGCGCCAUGCUUCCGUUCCCGACGCGCGUGCGCACUCGGGCGCGCCAGCGCUGAAUACGGACGCUCAUGACGACAGGAUUCGUCGGGCUCACCUGACAGUGGACACUGCCGCUCUGCGUCGUCCCGACACUGCCGAGCGCGCGGCAGACCAUCGCAAGUGGAGCGGCUUCCUGCGCAAGGUGGGCCGCAAGAGCUCGUCGGCCGGGCUGUCUGUGAUGACCAACUCGGAGCCGCCAACUCGUGGGCCCUCACCGAACCCGAAGCUUGCUCCGAUCAUGAGUCAGCAGGCCCUCGACGCCAUGGCUUCAGGCGGCGCGCCGCUCCGCAGUCCUGCAUCUCAGCGACCGAGCGUGUCCUCAACGGCGAGCCAGCCUGCGGACCAUGUCCAGCCAGAGGAAGAUCGGGAAGCACACGCGGCGCGCGUCCGCGCGAUCCUGCACUACCUGCGAGACCUGCACGACCUGUCCCGCAAGACUGAGUCGCCGCUCAGCACAGACAGCAGCCCGACGCACGGCGAGCGCUCCUUCACACCGUUGAAGUCGCCGCCCUCGCUCGAGCAGCUGCGCAAGCGCCCGAGUCUGCAGCAGCUCAUGAACAUCAGCAACCGCCCGGGCUGCCCGCGCAACGCGAGCGGGCUCAGCAACGGCUCGGCAACGCCGACGGACGUCUCGGUCGCAGCUGAGGAGCCGAUCCGUUACAAGGACGACUCGGUGCGGCGCAUGCGCAUCGUGCGCGAGAUCAUCGUGACGGAGGAGACGUACGUCAAGCAGCUCGAGGAGCUCGUCAACAUCUACGUCACGCCCUCGCGCGCCGUCGACCGCGAGGGUGCUGCCUUUGUGCCUCCGGCCGAGCACCGCCUUGUCUUCAACAAUGUCGAGAGCAUCCUGCACCUGCAUGCCAACGCCCUGCUGCCGUCGCUCAAGGCGGCAGCCGCGCCGCUGCUCAGCCCGCGCAACUCGGCGCCGGAGGCCAGCGACGUCGUGCAUGAUGCGGCAGUGACUGGCAGCGUGGCCGUGGCCGUCGCGCAGGUCUUCGAGCGCCACACGCAGUGGUUCAAGAUGUACCAGCAGUACGUCAACGGCCUCGAGGGCGCGCAGACGCGCAUCUCGAGCUGGAGCGUGCCAGCUGUCUCCACGGCCGCCAACGCAUUCAAGGCUGCUGCCGCUGCCGGCCUGGCCUCGGGCUUCGUCGCGCAGGAGAGCACGGCGUCGAGCAUGUCGCCAAAGGAGCGCAAGCGUCUCAAGGCGUUCAUGCAGCGCGCCAAGGCCGAUCCGCGCCACUCGCAGCUCAGCGUCGAGUCGUACCUGCUGCUGCCCGUGCAGCGCAUCCCGCGCUACAAGCUGCUCAUUGCCGACCUUGUGCGCUCGACGCCGCCGGAGUGCGUCAAGGGCGCCGACAGCAUGGUCAAUGCGCUCGACGCCAUCACGAUCCUCGCCUCGAGCGUCAACGAGUCGAAGCGGCAGAGCGAGCAGGACCGCAAGCUGCUGGCCUGGCAGGCGCGCAUCAAGGGCCGCUGGCCCAGCCCGCUGGUGCAGCCGCACCGCCGCCUGCUCAUGGACGGCGGCCUCGUGCUCAAGCGCGUGGUGCAGCGCACACGGGCCUUCCACGUGCCCGCCGCGUCGUGGGGCUCGCCCGAGGACCUGAUGGCCGACGGCGCGGCCGAGACGACGCCGUUCGGCCUCGUGCAGGUCGACUGCCUGCAGCAGCAGUCGAUGAGCAAGUACCUGCAGAUCCUGCUCUGCAACGACUUUGUUGUCGCCGUCACGGACCCGUCGCAGGGGCGCGACGAGGCGUCGAGUGUCGAGCUCUACACUGUCCUGCACCCGCAGCAGGGCAAGCCGGUCUCUGUCUACGGCCACAGCAGUGAGUGCCGCGUAUCGGCCUCGCACAUGCGUAUGCUCACCUCGCUCUCCGCAGACCUGCGUAUCGUCGACGCCAAGAACAUUCUCUACUUUGCUGCACCCUCUGCCGAGGCUGCGGCUGCGUGGUGCGAGGUGAUGAACGAGCAGUUCAUGUAGCCUCUGCUGUCGCUGCUCCCUCGCCGUUUCUUCCACUCUCUUCUCACACACACCACCAGCCUGACUCUGCACACCCACACCCACACUCUCCUUCUCCCGCGCGCCCGCCCCCCGGAUCAUCGUGUCACCUGCCCCUGCUCGACCUGGCGCCUCUGCCGCCCCUCGGACGUCCCCCCACUCCUUUCGCCCUACGGUGCCUGGCCGGCUGCGGCUGCUCAGCCGGCCUGCGGAAUGCCACGUCUAAUCCUGACCUGGUCUCUGUGAGCCUCGGAAGUGUCGGUCACCGGAAGCCGAUGCU